Oldenlandia corymbosa var. corymbosa is the source of this 1078-nucleotide messenger RNA. Lineage: Eukaryota; Viridiplantae; Streptophyta; Magnoliopsida; Gentianales; Rubiaceae. The record is from the annotation of a GenBank genome assembly.
AUGGACUUCCAUUUUUCUCCUUCUGAAAGCCCACAAACUAAGAAUAGGGCUUCCAGGGACUUUGCAAAUGUAGAAAAACAGAGGCGGAAACCUGCAGGCAGUGGAGCUGCUGAAGUGAAAAUGGCGGAGAAUCCGAAAGUUCCAAAGACGCCGCGGAUGGCGGAUGUAUGGGCGGUGCAGUGUGACAGGUGCUUCAAAUGGAGAAUUAUUCCGACCCAAGAAGAGUUCGAGGAAAUCAGGAGCAAAUUUAUAGAAGAGCCCUUUCACUGCAGCAAGAAGCCCGGCGCUUUCUGCGAUGACGCCGGCGGCGAUAUCGAGUACGACGCCAGCCGGACUUGGCUGGCGGACAAACCAAAUAUUCCCAAAACCCCAGUUGGGUUUAAGCGAGAAUUGGUUCUGAGGAGCGAUUACACGAAGAUGGAUGCUUAUUAUCACGCUCCCACUGGUAAAAAGCUUCGGUCGGCGCCCCAAAUUGCCUCUUUUCUCAGUGAUAACCCGGAGUUUAAGCAUCUGUCUGUCUCGGAUUUCAGUUUUGUUAGACCGAAAAUUCUGGCGGAUAUCAUUCCCAACCAUGCUUCGCCGGAGGAGAAGGCUACUCCACCUCCACCGCCGACGCCGGAGACUCCAUGACUUCCAGUCAGUUUUUCAAUGGAAUGAAGUUCGUUGGUUCAAUGGGUUAGAGUUCCAUUUUAACAAGUUUUUUUGCAGAUAGGUUUAUUCGUAUUGUUGAUCUGUUUCUCGUUUUCCUUCCACUUGCAUGUAAAAAAGUUGGCCCCAGGCGGAGCUUCUCCUUUCCCUGUACAUAUUCUUGUUCCUUUUUACCCUAAUGUCGAUUUAGUUAUGAAAAAGAUUCAAUCUUUUUGCUACGGUUCUCAGCCUUCUUUAUCAUUCAUUUGCAAAAUCUCAGUUACCUCAUUGUAAUUUGGACUCUAACUAUCAAAUGUCAAGUUGACUGAAAAAACAUCGAAUGUCUCCGGAGGGAUUUCUACUCUCUAAUCUCUAUACUAAGCUGACGACAUGGUCGACAAGAGGGCCGACGAGAUGCAAAAUUCACAUCAGCAUGAUGCUCUUUGGCAGG